GCAGACCACAAGCCCAUGGUGAGCCAUGAAGCACAUGAUUCUGCCAAGUCAAGAGUGCCGGCCAGUCCUUAUAUAUGCCCACUCUUCCUUCUUCACUCUCCUCCCCCUCACAUUUUCACAUUCAAAGCAUCUCUUGGAAAGCCUUUUCUUCUUCCUUGUAGUCUGUUGAUCACCAUGAGAUCAGGCAUGUUCCACUGUGAAGAUCAUUACAACGAGCCCCACUUCCUUGAAGCUUGCUUUCUUUGCCGGAAACCUCUUGGUUUAAACAGUGACAUCUUCAUGUACAGAGGGAACACACCUUUCUGUAGCAAAGAGUGUAGGCAAGAACAGAUAGAGAUUGAUGAGGCAAAGGAGAAGAAAGGCUGGAAACUGAAACUUUCUUCUUCUGCUUCUUCUUCUGCUUCUUCUUCUUCCAGUAGAGGCAUCAGAAAAUCAGACGCCAAGGAUUCCACACCCAACAAGACUGUACGGACGGGCACGGUUGUAGUGGUCUAGUUUUCUACGAGGCAUAGCAGAGAUAGAAUUAAUUAUUAGUGAUGAUCUUUCCAUUUUUGAAAAGAAAGAAAGAAAAGAAAGAACUUUCACGUCAAAAAUUGGAUGGAUCUUGUAAAGAAGCCCACCAGAGAGUUUUGUAGGCUGGUUUGUGUAAUAUUGAGAGAUCUUUCUUCACUUUUUUUCCCCUUUUCCAUAUAUUUUUUGGCCAAUUAAUGACGUAUCAUCAAAGAGAUUUUGCAUGAUUAUUAA
Alnus glutinosa is the source of this 744-nucleotide messenger RNA. Its product is annotated as FCS-Like Zinc finger 3. NCBI's taxonomy places the organism in Eukaryota, Viridiplantae, Streptophyta, Magnoliopsida, Fagales, Betulaceae. The record is from RefSeq and is a predicted model, not a curated record. The transcript has 2 exons. The coding region runs from base 16 to 495 and encodes 159 amino acids.